Macrosteles quadrilineatus (aster leafhopper) is the source of this 1334-nucleotide messenger RNA. RefSeq names its product ATP-sensitive inward rectifier potassium channel 12-like. The transcript has a single exon. Lineage: Eukaryota; Metazoa; Arthropoda; Insecta; Hemiptera; Cicadellidae. Gene Ontology annotation, molecular function: inward rectifier potassium channel activity. Gene Ontology annotation, biological process: regulation of monoatomic ion transmembrane transport; potassium ion import across plasma membrane. The record is from RefSeq and is a predicted model, not a curated record. The coding region runs from base 11 to 1150 and encodes 379 amino acids. Gene Ontology annotation, cellular component: plasma membrane.
GAAGUGUGUGAUGGAAGAAGAAACGCAGAUACACGAGGCGAUGUCCGCUAGCGUGCUGAGCGAGACGGACCAGCUGAUGCUGAAGGCAGGGUCGCUGAGGCCGCUGCACACCCACAGCAGUGUCCGAGGACGUAGCUGUAGUCCAGGAGCUCUGCAUCGAAGGCUCAGGAGACGUGCUGUGCUCAAGAAUGGUGACAAGAACGUCGUCCAGUUUCACGUCUCUAAAAAGAAUAGAAAAUAUCUGCAAGACCUUUUCACAACUAUGGUCGACGUCCAAUGGCGUUACUCUCUCAUCGUAUUCUCUAUGAGUUUCCUCCUCUCCUGGUUCGGUUUCGGCUGUGUGUGGUGGCUGAUAGUGAUCACUCACGGAGACCUGGACCCUGACAGACCGGACGACUGGGUCCCUUGUGUCGUCAACAUCGAGGGCUUCUGGUCAUGCUUUCUGUUCAGCGUCGAGACCCAGAGCACCAUCGGAUUCGGUGGUAGGGCCACCACGGAAGAGUGUCCCGAGGCGAUGGUCGUGAUGUGUGUCCAGAGCAUCGUGGGGAUGGUCAUCCAAGCGUUUAUGGUCGGGUUCGUCUUCGCCAAGAUGGCUCGUCCUAAGCAACGGACCCAGACGUUGUUGUUCAGCAGAUACGCCGUGAUAAGUCAACGUGACGGCCGACUCUGCCUCAUGUUCAGAGUCGGAGACAUAAGAGACAAGUCUCAUCUCAUCGGAGUCAGCUUGCGUGUGCAUCUGCUGCGGCACUACGUCACCAAAGAGGGGGAGUUGAUCUCUCCGUACCUGCACAAGCUGGAGGUGCAGGCAGACGACUACGACAGUGAGUUGGUGAUGAUCUGGCCGAUGACAGUGGUGCAUCGGAUUGACGAGCACAGCCCCCUCUACCGCAUGAGUGCCGCAGAUCUGAUGCACGACAGGUUCGAGAUCGUCGUGGUGAUGGAAGGCACGACGGAGUCUACAGGCCAGACCUCGCAGGCGCGGACCAGUUAUCUGCCCUCUGAGGUGCUGUGGGGACACAGGUUCCAGCCCAUGGUGUCCUACAGCAAGGAACGCAUGUCCUACCUGAUAGACUACAGCCUGUUCCACCGCACUCAGCAAGUGGACACGCCGUUGUGUAGUGCCCACGACACAGUUGAGACGCAUCACUAGUGUACUGUAUCUAGCAUUGGAAGUCUUAUGACAAUUGAUUGGUUUGUGUAACUACUCAAUUGUUUGGUUACACAAAAGAAGUAGAUUUUGGAUCUUAUGGAUUUUGGCUUACACAUACCACAUAUAAAUACCUAUAUUACAUUGUGCUUAUGUAAAACAGUGAAGAUAUAAAUACAAUAUUCCA